Lingula anatina is the source of this 749-nucleotide messenger RNA. Its product is annotated as oncoprotein-induced transcript 3 protein. The record is from RefSeq and is a predicted model, not a curated record. NCBI's taxonomy places the organism in Eukaryota, Metazoa, Brachiopoda, Lingulata, Lingulida, Lingulidae.
CCUCUUGUCAGGCCACGGGUAACAGUACCUUCAUCACGUUCAAAUCAAGACUUACCGGCUGUGGCGCCAAAGUGAAGUUCGGUAACUCCUCCAUCCGGUAUUCGAACGUCGUUAAAACCAGACCCAACUACCUGUCUCUCAUGAAGGGGGUAGUGACUUGGGCGAGCACUGUCGAGAUCCACGUGGUUUGCAAGUAUGUGAAACACCGUUGGGUUGGCCACAGCUUCACCCCUGUUGUUGACAAGAUUCGUUUCAGGGAAGAAAGGCUUGGGAAUUUUUCCUUUAAAAUGCAGCAAUUUAAGACCGAGAACUUCGUCAAUCCGUACUCCAAGAAAGAUUUUCCGGUGGCGGUGAAGGUUCGAGACAAAAUGUAUUUCCUGCUCAGUGUCGACUCGAAAGACGAGGAUGUCAAACUGUUUGCCAAGACAUGCAAAGCUACAACUACCCCAAGUCCAAAAGACCCGAUUCAGUUUUUGUUCAUCAGCAAUGGAUGUCCCGUCAGCCACUCUGUCAAGUUUCUCCCGUGCCAGAACCCCAAAGAGAUCCGACUCAGCCUGAAAGCCUUCCAGUUCCUGAAGAUUUUACCUCAGAUCUACCUGCACUGCAAACUGACCGCCUGCCAUUCGCAAGAUACCACGUCACGCUGCACCAACGGGUGCUUACGUUCCGACGAGAGGCGGAAGAAAAGAGAGGAAGCAGACGAUGGUUAUCAACUGACUGCUGGACCAUUCCAGUAUGUCCUCCAGUAA